Hypoxylon fragiforme is the source of this 1210-nucleotide messenger RNA. RefSeq lists its product as uncharacterized. The record is from RefSeq and is a predicted model, not a curated record. Lineage: Eukaryota; Fungi; Ascomycota; Sordariomycetes; Xylariales; Hypoxylaceae. Bases 386 to 1210 code for a protein of 274 amino acids. The transcript has 4 exons.
CCGGGAGGGAGAGAGAGAGAAUGCUAGAACCCCCCCUCUCCUCUCCCAUCUCUUCCGAAAGCCCCCUUUUUUUGCCGUCCCUUCAAAUUGCUGCUAUUCCCCUCUCUGCCUCUUCUCCUUCUCUCUCUCUUUCCUCUGUGUCUCAUAGGCAUUAGCUUUCUGACUGUUACUGCUCCCAAAAUCAUCGCUAUCAUAAACCUUCCUAUCUCAUCAAGGUAGCUCUCUCUCCCUAUUUCUCUCGAAUUAAUAUUACCCGUUCUAGAUAAUGUUUACGGGCUUUAUAUACAAUUUUAUGUGAUACUAACGGAGCCCAAUACAGAUAGUUAGGCCAUCUAGUUCCAAUCUUAUAUAUAUAUAUCUUUAUAUAUAAACCCCCCCAUCCAUCAUGGCCGAACCUCUCACCAGAGUAGACUCCGCCGUCCAGGGCUUGCACGAACCCGAAUCACCCGUUAAGGAUGAGAAGAACACCCUCACCAGGGUAGACUCUGCUGUGCAGGGGCUGCCCGAGUCUCCUACGAAUAAGACGUUCGACAGGAUAGAUUCAGGCGUGGCGGACGUGUCCCCGACGUCUCCUACAGACAACAAUGCCCUUGAAAGGGUAGACUCAGGCAUACAAGGCCUGGAAAUAUCUCCGAAAGAGGAGGCCCACCACAAGAAGGUGACUCACAGGAGGAAAAGCUCGAGUGCAAAUGUACUAACGAUGCGGGAAAUAUUUGAAUCCUUCACGAAAAUAGAACUGGCCCCAGAAACACAGAGGACGGGAUGGAAGAUAAAUACGUCUCCGACGAAAGUUGAAGACAAGGACAUCCUAAACAAACCACUGAUACAACCGCUCGUGAAGGGCAUCGACCUCCUCUUCCCAACAGGCGCCGUGGUAACGGCAAGAGCCAAGCCGGGCUCAGGCGGCAUCACGAUCAAGGAUGCAUUAGAAGCCAUUAGAAAGAAGAACACGAAGCGGUCCGAUGACGAACUCCCUGAACCAUACUUAGCCGGCUUCGAGUGGACGCCGUCGCACGAGACGUACACGGAUAAAGAGCGCGAGGAGGGCAUGGCGUGGCAUCGGGCACAUGUAAAGGAUAAAGACUACGCGAAGUUCCAUUCGGAGCCGGAGAUCAGGAAGGACUGGAUGCAGCUCAAGGUACACCUGUCGGCCACACCCGGUGUAUCGAGCUUCGGCGGCGGCAAGAAGAAGAAGAAGAACGCUGAAUAA